This is a messenger RNA of Penicillium malachiteum, 1119 nucleotides long. Its product is annotated as bifunctional triacylglycerol lipase/ester hydrolase. Gene Ontology annotation, cellular component: lipid droplet. Gene Ontology annotation, biological process: lipid storage. NCBI's taxonomy places the organism in Eukaryota, Fungi, Ascomycota, Eurotiomycetes, Eurotiales, Aspergillaceae. Gene Ontology annotation, molecular function: lipase activity. The coding region runs from base 1 to 1119 and encodes 372 amino acids. The record is from RefSeq and is a predicted model, not a curated record. The transcript has 4 exons.
AUGGAACCUCAAAUCACUCAAAACAUCUUCUGCACCUAUGCAGGCCCGCAAGAUGAAGUCGACACAACCAUAUUCUUCAUUUCCGGCAAUCCGGGUCUAAUUGGAUACUACCAUCCAUUCCUCUCGCUACUCGCACAGAACCUAGCAGAGAAGGAGCCUGAAUCUGAUAAGAACCAGUCUCAAAGUCCAAACAAGACCUCUUUCCAAAUCAAUGGCUGCAGUCUCGGUGGAUUCGAGAUCCCAUCGGGAAGUGCCAAGGCAGAAAAGCGUUUAUAUUCUCUAGAGGACCAGAUCAGAUUCGUUCAUCAGAAACUCGAGGCUCUUAUGCACAAAACGAAAUCUGUUUCAAGUUCCCAGGAAUCGGAAUCUGAUGAAAAUGAAUCCUCAUCCCGUGCACGCAGGCAUAAAGUCAUUCUAAUUGGACACUCUGUUGGCGCAUAUAUCGCAAUAGAAGUUUUACGAAGACAUCGAGAUGGAAUUCCCAGUCUUGAGGGAAUCCCUGAAGCGGAAUCGAAGUCUGAGUUGGAGGCUUCGAGGGUAUUUGAUAUUGUUGGUGGUGUUAUGCUUUUCCCAACAGUAAAGGAUAUUGCGCAUUCACCAUCUGGACAGAAAUUGACGACUCUACUUUAUUUCAUUCCGCAACUCGCUCUCCUGGUUGGAUACUUCGCUACUAUAUUAACCGCCCUGCUCCCAUCUACAUUUCUCAAAUUUGUUAUUCGAUCUGUGAUGAAGAAUCCGCCACCUCAUGGCCUUGAGACCACAUGUACAUUUUUGAAAAGUUCUGGUGGUGUUCGACAAGCUUUACACAUGGCUGCUGAUGAGAUGCGUACAAUUACCUCGGAUAAAUGGGCUGAUGAUGUUUGGGGUGUUGGUCAUACAUCCGAGCCUAUGACUCGAUUAUUCUUUUACUUUGGGCGUAAUGACCAUUGGGUUGCGGAGAAGACGAGAGAUGAAAUUAUUGCGCUUAGAGGACAGGAAGGGGAUAAGGGUACUGGGGAAUGGCUUGGUCCUAAGAUGACAGUGUGCGAGGAGGGAUUGCCGCAUGCUUUCUGUUUAUUGCACAGUGGAAUCAUGGCUGGGAAGGUUGCGAAUAUGAUACGAGAUAUCAUGUCUGGUUAG